AUGAAAGAUGAUGGAAAACAAUCAAUCGUCACAAAAACAGCUAUCCUAUACCAAACUCAAGGAGAAGAAGUUGCAGGUGGAGGAGAGAAGAAUGGGAGCGACGACGGAAGUGUAGUCGGGAUUGAUGGGAGGGAUGGCAAGUUUGGAAGUGAAGUUGUCGGAAGAGGAGGCAACGCUACUUUGGUUGGGAUGUUUAUGGGGAGGCUUGGAAGUGGAGGAAGUGUAAGCUUAGGGAGGGAAGGUAGUGGGAAGUUUGGGAUGGAUGGAAUACUCGGACCGGUUGGCACUGGUGGUAGAGGCGGUACUGCAGAUGGCUUAGGUAGUGAUGGCAUUGGUGGCAAAUUUGGAAUUGUCUGCAGAAGAUGUCGAGAAGUUCGAGCAGCAUCCACGCUUGAAAAUGCCAAAGUAACCAUGAAGGCGAGAAUGAAGCAGUUGAAAGAAGCCAUACGUAUGAAGAAAAUUAUGGAGGUUUGAAGGGUUUAGGGUUU
Molecule: messenger RNA, 488 nt
Organism: Cucumis melo (muskmelon)
Lineage: Eukaryota; Viridiplantae; Streptophyta; Magnoliopsida; Cucurbitales; Cucurbitaceae
Exons: 2
Coding region: 1-474 (157 amino acids)
Source: RefSeq, a predicted model, not a curated record